CAGGUUUUAGGCCGUCACGUCCUCUCUCAGGUUUCUCUCUGAUGGAACAUUGAUAUAAUUCACUAUUCUGUUGCCAUUGUUAAAUACUAAUCAAUCGGGGAGCAAUCAAUCAUGUCAAUAGUGAUAAAUACUUAUGAAUAAUUAAUGUUUAAACGAAUUUGUAUAAAAGCAUAAACAAAAGAUGGCGCGAAAUGCAGAGAAGGCUAUGACAACGCUUGCUCGUUGGAGAGCAGCGCAAAACAACGAAGGAACAAGGAAAGAACAGGAACGGAGGCCUUAUUUAGCUUCAGAAUGUAGAGACUUACGUAAAGCAGAGAAAUGGCGAAUGCAAAUAAUUAGAGAGAUUGCAAAGAAAGUCGCCCAGAUUCAAAAUGCCGGGCUUGGAGAGUUCCGCAUUCGUGAUCUAAAUGACGAGAUUAAUAAGCUGCUCAGAGAGAAGCGACAUUGGGAAGCACAAAUAAAGGAGCUUGGUGGACCUGAUUACUCCAGAGUCGGACCUCGCAUGUUGGAUCAUGAGGGACGUGAGGUUCCCGGUAAUCGAGGUUACAAGUAUUUCGGAGCUGCUAAAGAAUUACCGGGUGUUAGAGAAUUAUUUGAGCAGGAGCCACCACCGCCGCCUCGUAAAACUCGCGCAGAAUUGAUGAAGGACAUCGACGCGGACUAUUACGGUUAUAUGGACGACGACGAUGGUAUUCUGAUACCGUUGGAACAGAAGGCCGAGCAAGAAGCGAGAGAAAAGUGCAUUAACGAAUGGGUAGCUCACGAGAAAGAACCGGAAAUCGAGAUUGAGACAACGGCACAAAAAUUGAUUCCUUCGCAGCAGGAUAUUCAAGAGGCUUUGCUGGUUAGAAAGAAGAAAGAGCUGCUGGAAAAGUACGGACUAGACUGAUAGUCCAGCAUACCUGAAGGGAACGUGAGAUACCAGUUAUAAGUUAAAAACUAGAAAACCAGAUAAGUAGUCAUAAAAAAAAAACUAUUGCAUAUAAAUAAGUGCGUAGAUAUACAUAUUAUUUAUAAGCACCUCAACGAAUACGUGUGAUGUAAAUUUUGUCCAGUAAUAUCAGUUAAUAUAAAUUUAUUAACAAUUCAA
This is a messenger RNA of Acromyrmex echinatior (Panamanian leafcutter ant), 1090 nucleotides long. Its product is annotated as pre-mRNA-splicing factor ISY1 homolog. The record is from RefSeq and is a predicted model, not a curated record. NCBI's taxonomy places the organism in Eukaryota, Metazoa, Arthropoda, Insecta, Hymenoptera, Formicidae. Gene Ontology annotation, biological process: generation of catalytic spliceosome for second transesterification step.